AUGGAACUAAGACUUUUUACAACUUCAUCAAUUUUACCAACAUUAUCUAUUAAAGAAUUACAAAAAAUUGGUUUAUUCCAUCAUCGACAAAUGUUAGAAAAGCAGAUCGAACAUAUAUACAUAUGGUUUAUAUUGGGUUUAGGUGGUCAAAUGAAUAAUUCAUCAUUGAUUAUAAACAAUCGACCAAUUGAACUUAUUGCUAGUAUAGUUGAGAUAGCUGAUGGUCAACCACUUGGUGAAAGUGUUAAAGUUGCAAAUGAUGAAAAUGGUCUUGCAGCAUUAGUAUUCGAUUCCACAACAUUAACUGAUAAAUGUGGUUAUAUAGCAAAAGCAACAAAUAUUGUUGGAAGUGUUGAACAAAAGAUUAAUCUUGAUGUUAAAGAAAUCAAACCAACAAUUGUUCGUGAUCUUGAAGCGGCUAUUAAUGCCACCAAAGGUCAACCUAUGACAUUGACUAUCGAAGCAACUGGUAAUCCUAAACCAACAGUUAAAUUUUUCCGUGGCGCAGAUGAACUUGUUGCAACUGAAGGUCAAAUAGAAUUGAAAGAAUCAGAAGAUGGUCAGACAUUCACAAUUACAAUUCUUAGUAUGCAACCAAAUCAUCAAGGUGAAUAUACAGCAACUGUUCAAAAUACAGGUGGAAUGGCUAAAAGUAAAAAAUGCAAAGUUACGGUCACAAAAUCUCCUGAAAUCAUACGAGCACCACUAGAUUUAACACUUGCUGAAAAAUCGGAAGCCGUUUUUGAAUGUGAAAUAGAUGCUUAUCCAGCAGCUAAAGUGACAUGGAUUCGUGAUGGUAAAGCAUUAACAACUAAAGAAGGGGUUGAAAUGCAAGCACAAGCUGAUAAAGGUAUUUAUACACUUCGUAUUCCACAAGCUGAUACAACCAAACAUAUGGGUACAAUAAUUUGUCGUGCAGAAAAUCCGAUUGGUAGUAUUGAGCAUCCAGUUCAGUUAAACAUUACUACAGGACCAACAUUAAAAGCACAAUUAAAAGAUACUGAAGUAUUACGAGGACAAGAUGCCAUAUUUGCUGUUGAUGUUCAAGGUUUUCCAAUACCAGAAAUAAUUUGGACACGUGGUGAUAAAGUACUUGAAGCUGAAAAUGAAAAGAUUUCAUUAUCUGAAGAUCGAAAACAAUUAACAAUACAUAAUGUACAAAUUGAAAAUGAAGAUGAAUAUAAUGUUCGAAUACAUAAUGAAUUUGGUGAAAUAACAAGUAAAGCUAAAUUAAAUGUCUUAGAACUUCCUGAAAUUCAACCAUUGUUAGAAGAUAAAAAUGUUCAGAUUCGUGAACAAACUGAAUAUUCAACAACAAUAACUGGUCGCCCGUUACCAGAAAUUCAAUGGUUAAAAAAUCAAAAACCAUUAAGUGCAUCUCCACCACAUAUUCAAAUUGAAACUACUGAAGGUGAAGUUAUUAAGACUACACUACGUAUUGAUAAUAUUCAAUCCGAUGAUGAUGGUACAUAUACAAUUCGUGUAAAAAAUCGUGCUGGACAAAAAGAAUCAACAUCAAAAUUAAAUGUUUUAGCUAAAUUAGCAUUUCUUAAAGGAUUUAAAGAUGAAAAUGUUAUACAAGGACAACCAAUUACAUUUCAAUGUCAAAUAGAAGCUAUACCAAAACCAAAAGUAACAUUUUAUUUAAAUGAUCAAGAAUUAAAAUCUGGAGGAAAAAUAAAAGUUGAAUCAAAAGGAGAUACACAUAUAUUAUCAUUUUCAAAAGUUGAUUUACCUGAUAGCGGUGUUAUUAAAGCUAUAGCUGAUAAUGGUUUAGAAAAAGAUGAAAUAAGUGCAAAAUUAAAUGUUUGCUUAAAACCAAGUCUUGUUGGAAAACCUACUGAUGCUCAAGUAUCAAUUGGACAACCAGCAAGAUUACAAUGUACUUUUACUGGUUUACCAAUGCCUGAAUUGAAAUGGUCACGUGUUGAUGGACAACCUUUAAAUGAAGGAAUUGAAAUAGCUAAUGAUGAAAAUCAAGGUAUUGCUGCAUUAGUUUUUAAUUCAUCUACAAUGGCUGAUAAGGGAGCAUAUGUUGUUAAAGCAACAAAUGUUGUUGGAAGUGUUGAACAAAAACUUAAUCUUGAUGUUAAAGAAAUCAAACCAACAAUCGUUCGUGAUCUUGAAGCGGCUAUUAAUGCCACCAAAGGUCAACCUAUGACAUUGACUAUCGAAGCAACUGGCAAUCCUAAACCAACAGUUAAAUUUUUCCGUGGCGCAGAAGAACUUGUUGCAGCUGAAGGUCAAAUUGAAUUGAAAGAAUCUGAAGAUGGUCAAACAUUUACAAUUACAAUUCUUAGUAUGCAACCGAAUCAUCAAGGUGAAUAUACAGCAACUGUUCAAAAUACAGGUGGAAUGGCUAAAAGUAAAAAAUGCAAAGUUACAGUUUCAAAAACUCCAACAUUUACUCGUGCACCACAAGAUUCAACUGUUCCAGAUAAAUCUGAAGCAGUUUUUGAAUGUGAAGUAGAUGCCUAUCCAAAUGCUAAAGUAACAUGGCUUCGUGAUGGUAAAGCAUUAACAACUAAAGAAGGUGUUGAAAUGCAAGCACAAGCUGAUAAAGGUAUUUAUAUACUUCGUAUUCCACAAGCUGAUACCACCAAACAUAUGGGUACAAUAACUUGUCGUGCAGAAAAUGCAAUUGGUACUAUUGAGCAUCCUGUUCAAUUAAAUAUUACUACAGGACCAACAUUAAAAGCACAAUUAAAAGAUACUGAAGUAUUACGAGGACAAGAUGCCAUAUUUUCUGUUGAUGUUCAAGGUUUUCCAAUACCAGAAAUAAUUUGGACACGUGGUGAUAAAGUACUUGAAGCUGAAAAUGAAAAGAUUUCAUUAUCUGAAGAUCGAAGACAAUUAACUAUUCAUAAUAUUCAAAUCGAAGAUGAAGAUGAGUACAAUGUUAAAAUACAUAAUGAAUUUGGUGAAGUUACUAGUAAAGCUAAACUUUCAUGUUUAAUAACACCAAGUAUAUCACCAUCAACCAUGGAUGAUAUAACUUUACAACGUGGUGAUGAAAGUGAACAUCAAUUUGAAAUUGAAGGUCGUCCACAAGUUGAUAUAACUUGGUUGAAAAAUGGUAAAGAACUUAAAUUAACUGAAAAUCCAAAUUAUUUAUUCACAUCCGAUAAAGAAAAUAAUAAAGAAUUAUUUAAAAUUAUGAAAGCUGAUGGUGAUGAUCAAGCACGUUAUACAUUACAAAUAAAAAAUAAAGCUGGUAAAGCUGAAGUUAAUAUCAAUGUUAUUGUUAAAGCUAGUUUACAAUUUGUUAAAAAACUUACUGAUGUUGCAACUGUCGUCGGACAACCUGUAACAUUUACAUGUGAAUGUUUUGGUUUACCAAAACCAACCGUAAUUACAUGGUAUUUUAAUGAUAUUGAAUUAAAAGGAACAGCAAAAUAUAAAAUUGAAUCAAAAUAUCCUUUAAUAACAUUAACGAUAAAUAAAACUGAUUUAAUUGAUAUUGGUAAAUAUCGUGUUGUUAUUACAAAUGGUGAACAAACAAUUGAAAGUGAAGGUAAUUUAUUAGUACAAACAAAACCAAAAUUAGAAGGUAAACCACAAGAUGCACAACCAAUUAUUGAAGAAACAGCAAGAAUACAAUGUAAAUUUUCUGGUUCACAACCAUUUACUGUCACAUGGUUAAAGAAUGGUGAACCACUAACAUUACCAAAUGAUAAUAUUGAAGUUAUUAGUGAAGUUGAUAGUGGUAUUCAAGCACUUGUAUUUAAACGUGUUGAUAUCGAAGAUAAAGCAAGUUAUACUGUUCAAGUUGCGAAUAUGGUUGGACAAGCCGAAGGAAAAAUGACUUUAGCACCAAAAGAAAUAAAACCAACAAUAAUUACGGAUCUUGAAGGCAGAACUGUUCAAAAAGGUGAACCAUGUGAAUUAACAAUAAUUGCUGAAGGUAAAGCACAACCAAAAUGUCAAUGGACAUUUAAUAAUCAAGAUUUAACAUUAAUACCUGGAGAAAUUGAAUCUGUUGUUGAUGAAAAUGAUAAACGUAUAUAUCAUUUACGAUUAAUAUCAACACAACCAAAACAUAUUGGUGAAUAUUCAUGUACAUUAACAAAUGGUGGUGGAAGUAUAAAAUCGAAAAAAGUUAAAAUAUCUUGUGAAAAAUCACCACAAUUUGCUUCUGAAACUGGUAAAACAGUUAAAGUUAUUCAAGGUGAUGAUGCUCGAAUUGAAAGUCCAAUUGAUGCUUAUCCAAUACCAAAAUUUGCUUGGAGUCGAACAUCCGAUAAUAAAACUUUAACGGAAAAAGACGGUAAUUAUUCAUUUGCAUUUGAUACAGAUAAAAAUGCAUCUGUAUUAUUAAUAAAACAAGUUAAUAAAGUUGAACAUGAAAAUGAAUAUAUAUGUCAAGCAACCAAUGAAUUUGGUUCAGCUGAAAUGCGUACAAAAUUACUUGUUCUUAUUCGACCACAUUUUAUUGAACAGUUAAAAGAUACACAAGUUCAUGAAUUUACUGAACAAUAUGCCAUUGAAUAUCAAGCUGAAGCUUAUCCUGAACCAACAAUACAAUGGACACGAAAUAAUGAAAUUAUUCCAUCAUCAUCCAAUGAAUUUCGUAUUGAAAAAAAUCGUUUAAUUAUACUUGAAACCAAAUUAGAACAUACAGGUACAUAUGGUGUUAAAUUAACCAAUGAAGUUGGUGAAAUUGAAUCAUCUAUGCAAUUAACAAUAACCGAACGACCGAUUGAAAUUGCUAAACAUCUUGUUGAUCUAAAUGGUGUUGAGAAAGAUACAAGUAUAUUUGAAUGUGUCUUUACAAAACCAAUUGAACGUGUUAAAUGGCUUAAAAAUGGUAAAGAUCUACCAGAUGAACCACGUUUUCUAUGUAAAGGUGAACCAAAUCAACGUUAUUUUCAAUUAGAAAUUCAUUCAUUAACACUUGAUGAUACAGGAGAAUAUUCAUGUAUUUAUGAUGAAACAACAAAUUCCAAAGCAAUGUUAACAGUUGGUGAAUUACCAGUUGAUUUUGAAAAACCAUUAUCAAAUCAAUCAUUAACUGAAUAUGAUACAUUAACACUUGAAUGUAUUGUAACAAAAGCAAAUAAACAAGUUAAAUGGUUUUUUGAUAAUCAAGAAAUUCAAGCAAAUGAUCGUUGUCGAUUUGAAACUGAUGAGAAAACUCAUCGAUUAAUUAUUAGUAAUAUGUCACCGAAUGAUGAAGGAAAUUAUGAUGUUAUUACUGAAAGUGAUCGAAAAAGUUCAGCAUUUGUUAGUGUUAAAGAAAUUCCUGUUGAAUUUAUUCGUCCGUUAACUGAUGUUGAAGUUCAAGAACGUGCAUCAGAAUUAAUUCUUGAAUGUGAAUUAAAUAAAAAUGUUCAUGUUGAAUGGUAUCGUUUAUCAACACAAUUAACAUCCUAUACAGAAGAACAACGUAUUAUACUUGAACAGAAUGAUCUUGUUCAUCGUUUAAUAAUAAAAAAUAUUCAAAUGAAUGAUAAUGCAACCUAUUCAUGUCGUUAUCCAUCACAAAAUGUUGAAUCAUCAUGUAAAGUACAUGUUACGGAAUUACCAUUAGGUUUUGUACAAGGUUUAAAUGAUGAAUAUGUCAUAACUGAAAAUGAUGAUUUAAUAUUAGUUGUUGAAUUAAAUAAAAUGAAUUUAUUGAAAUAUGAAUGGCUUAAAGAUGGUGUUGUUAUUGAAAAUAAUGAUCAUAUACGAAUGAAUGUUCAAGGUGAAAAAUAUCAAUUGAAAUUAACUGAUGGUAAACUUGGUGAUCAAGGUAAAUAUACAUUUCGUAUACCUGAAGUUAAUCUUGAAACAAGUACAAAUGUUAAAAUAAAUGAAUUACCUAUUUAUUUUACACGAGAAUUAAAAGAUAUAACAACAGCGAUGGAAAAUACACAAAAUUAUCAAUAUGAUUGUGAAAUAAAUAAAGAAAAUAAAAUAGCACAAUGGUUUAAAGAUGAUGAACAACAAGCAUUAGUAUCAAAUGAUGAAAUCAAAAUACAAACUAUUGGACGUAUACAUGCAUUAGUUUUUAAUUCAGUCCAAACUAAACAUGCUGGAAAAUAUACAUGUCAAUUUACUGAUGAAAUUAAAUCGAUUGGUGCAUUACGAGUUGAAGAUGCUCCAACGGAAUUUGAAGUUGGUUUACAAAAUACAAUUGUUAUUGAAGAUGAACCACUUAUAUUAGAAUGUACACUUACAAAAGAUCGACCGGAUGAUGUAGUUACAUGGACAUUCGAUGGUGAACCAUUAAUUAUUGAUAAUGAACGUAUUAAAGUUACAAGAGAAGGUCCGGUGAUUAAAUUAGUUAUUGAUGAAUGUCAAUUGACUGAUGAAGGACGUUAUCAAGCUGAAAUAAAUGGUAAAACAAGUAAAGCAUCUGUUACUGUUAAAGAGAAAAAACUACAAUUUACUCGUCCAUUACAAAAUAUUGAAUGUGAUGAAUGGUCAAAAUGUAUACUUGAAUGUGAAAUUAAUAAACGUAAUGUACAAUCUCGUUGGUAUAAAGAUCAAUCAGAAAUUUAUCCAAAUGAUCAAUAUCAAUUUGAAAUUGAUAAUAAAAUUCAACGUUUAAUUAUCACUCGUGUUGAAUUAAAUGAUACAGCUACUUAUGAUUGUGUUUGUCGACAAGAGAAAACAUCAGGAAAAUUAACUAUUAAAGAAUUACCCUAUGAAUUUAUUCGUCCAUUAGAUGAAAGUGUAACUAUUGUUGAAAAACAACAAUUAGUACUUGAAUGUGAAACAAAUAAACCAUUACAAGAUAAUUUAGCUGUAUGGACACGUAAUGGACAACCUCUUACACAUAGUCCUCUUGAUGGUAUACUUAUAAAAACACUUGAUAAAGUUCAUACAUUAACUAUAUAUGAAUGUAAAAUGAAAGAUGAUGGACAAUAUCAAUGUACAAUAAAACAAGCUAGUACAACAUGUCUAGUAAAGAUGAACGAAGCACCUGUUGAAUUUGUACGUCCACUUGAAAAUUUAACAGUGACAGAAGGUCAACCAUUAAAAUUAAGUUGUACAUUAAGUAAAGAAAAUUGUACAGUUAUAUGGUUGAAAGAUAUCGAAGAAAUACCAAUGACUGCAGAUGAAAAUAAUCGAUUUGAAGCCACCAAUGAUGGAAGAGUUUAUCGAUUAGAAGUUAAAGAAUCGAAAAUGAUCGAUGCUGGAAUGUAUACGAUUAAAGUUGAAGAUAAAGAACAAUCUUGUCAAGUUACUGUUACAGAAGCACCAAUUGAAAUUGUUAUCCCAUUAAGUGAUAAAACAUGUGUUGAAGGUACAACGGAAUUUUCUGAAUUUUAUGUUGAAUUAAAUAAACCAAAUAUUAAUAUUAUAUGGAAAUGUGAUGAUGAACCAAUUGAUUUUACUAAUUCGAAAUAUUCAAAACUAAAUGAAAAAACCAAAUAUACAUUGGUGAUUCAUAAUGUUGAAUUAUCCGAUGAAAAAAUGUAUUCUUGUCAAGUUAGUGGUGGAACAUCAUCACGUGUUAAAUCUCAAGCACAUUUAACAAUUGAUGAAUUACCACCCGAAUUUGUUUUAACAACAACACCAUUACAAGAUCGUGAAUGUUUUGAAGAAGAAGAUGUUGAAUUUGAAUGUGAAUUAAGUAAAUCAAAAUGGAAAAAAACUGGACAAACAAUUAUAUGUAAAUGGUUCAGAAAUGGUGAUCGAGAAUUACGUUCAACAGCUAAAUAUUCUAUUGAUCGUUCCGGACCAAUACAAAAAUUAAUUAUUCAUAAUGCACAAUUUGAAGAUGAUGGAGAAUAUAGUUGUGUUAUUAUGGAUAAAACUAUUAAUGCUAAACUUACUGUUAAAGAAAUUCCUGUUGCAUUUACUCAAUUACUUGAAGAUAUUCAAACAACUGAACGCGAAACUGUUACAUUUCAAUGUGAAAUAUCCAAAACUCAUUCAACACGUACACAAACAGAAAUACCUAUUCAAUGGUAUCGUGAUGGUGUUAAAUUAGUUGGUGGUGGUCGAUUUGAAAUAUCCAAAGCAUCAUUAAAUAAACGACAAAUCUUAAAAGUUAUUAAUGCUAGUUUAACCGAUUCAGGUGAAUAUGCUUGUACAGCUGGUAGUGAUCAAAUACGUACAGUUGCUAAUUUAACUGUUGGUGAUCUUGAUGUUGAAUUUUCUCAAACAUUACAAGAUCGUACUAUACUUGAAGAUCAAACAUUAAUACUUGAAUGUGUUGUUAAUCGUACAGAUAAACCAAUAGCAUGGUUUUUUAAUGAUCAAAAAAUAGAAUCAGGAACAAAAUAUGAUAUUGGUCGAGAAAAAAAUAAAUUACGUUUAGUUAUUAAAAAUGUUACACUUGAUAAUGAAGGACAAUAUACAUGUCGUGUAGCUGAUGUUAAAACACAAUGUAAAGUUAUUGUUGAUGAAGAAAAUGUUCGUUUUAUUGAACGUUUAACUGAUAUUGGAACAAAAGAAGGUGAAUCGGCUAAAUUUCAAUGUUCAGUGUCAAAAAUAAGUUACGUUAAAGCUAAACGUGAUAUUAAUUUUAAAUGGUUACAUGAUGGAAAACCUAUUGAAGACAAUGAUGAGAAAAAAUAUGCAUUUGAAUUUGAUAAAACACAAAAAGUAUUAAAAUUAACAAUUAAUGAUGUUGGUAAUGAUGAUAUUGGUAUAAUUACAUGUCAAGCCGAUGAUGUAACAACCAUUGGAAGAUUAAAUGUUGAAGAAAUUCCAAUAUAUUUUGUUCGUAAACCUGAAGAUCAAAUCUUAACUGAAUUACCAAAUAUAUGUUUAUUUGAAUGUGAAUUAAAUCGUGCAGGUGUACAAGUUAAAUGGUUACAUAAUAAGAAAGAAUUAGAUUUCAAAAAAGAUAAAAUUGAAUUUCAUAAUACAGAUACAAUUUAUCGAUUGAAAUUAUUACAAAUUGAUGUUGAAGAUCAAGGUGAAUAUGUAUGUGUAGCACGUGAUAAAAAAGCACAAGCAUUUUUAAAAUUACAAGUACCACCGAAAAUAAAAUCAUUUCAAGCAAAUUCAAAAUUAAUUAAACAUGAUCAAAUCUUAGUUAUUGAUGUUUUGUAUACAGGAUGGCCUGAACCAACCUAUGAAUGGAAUAAAACAAAUAAUAAAAUGAAAUCAAAAUUAAUUAAACAUGGACAUAUACAAAUGACAAUUGAUAAUACAAAACGAAGUGAUUCAGGUUUAUAUGAAAUCGUAUUGAAGAAUGAUUAUGGACAAGAUCAAAAGAAUGGUAAGAUUGAAGUACUUGAUAAACCAAGUAAACCAAAUAAUUUAAUGGCAAAAUUAAUUGAUAUUGGUGAAUGUGAAUUAGUAUGGGAAGAACCUGAAGAUGAUGGUGGUUCACCAUUAACUGGUUAUUGUAUUGAAAAAUGUGAAGAACGACGAGCUUCAUCAUGGGAUGAAGUUUGUGUGAUGAGUUUUGAAGAAAGAAAAACAAUUGUUAAUCGAUUAAUUGAUGGUGCUAAAUAUCGUUUUCGUGUUAGUGCAGAAAAUAAAUAUGGUCGAUCAGAACCAUGUGAAUAUCCGGAAACAAUACUUAUUAAGAGUCCAUUUGAUCCUCCAUCGACACCAGAAGCUCCUCUCAUUGAUGAAAUAUUUGCAACAACAUGUCGUGUUCAAUGGACACCACCAACUAGUGAUGGUGGUUCACCAUUAACAGGUUAUAUUGUUGAACGUCGUUUACAAGGUGCUACACGUUGGUCAAAAGUCACAAAACAACCAAUUAGUCCAGAUAUCACUCAAGUGAUUUCUGAAGAUCUUAUUGAAGGCAGUGAAUAUGAAUUUCGAGUUAUUGCUUGUAAUAAAGUUGCACAAUCAGAACCAAGUGCUCCAUCAAGAACUAUUAUAGCAAAAAAUCCAUUUGAUAAACCAGGUGCACCACUUGAAUUAGUUAUUGAUUCAGUUGGUAAUGAAUGGAUUGAAUUAAGUUGGCAACCACCGCUUUCCGAUGGUGGUUCACCAAUAACAGGUUAUGUUGUUGAACGACGAACACCUGGAAAUUAUAGAUGGCAUGCUCCAACUGAAGCAAGUGAAGGUACAACAGCAAAAAUACGUUCAUUACAUACAGGACAUAAAUAUGAAUUUCGUGUACGAGCACAAAAUCUAGCUGGUCUUGGUGAACCAUCGAAUUCUACCAAAGAAACUGAAAUACGAGCACCAGUUAUUGGUGAAAAACCAAGAUUUAUUCAAGAACUUGAACCUAUUACUGUUGUUACUGGACGAUCUGUAACAUUAACUGCACGUGUUAAAGGUGAUCCAACACCAGAAUAUCGAUGGUCAAGAAAUGAUCAUCCGAUUGUUGAAGAUGAUCAUGUCAAGUUAGAAGUUAAUGGUGAAACAGUUAAAUUAAUUAUUGCUGAAGUUGCACCAACAGAUGCAGGUGUUUAUGAAUUAAUAGCAGAGAAUGCUCUUGGUUCAAUUGAAUGUACUGCUCGAGUAACUGUACAUUCACCACCUGUUAUUGUCAAAUCGACGCCAUCACCUAUAAGUGUUGCUGUUGGACAAGUUUUAUAUAUAUCAUGCGAAGUUACUGGCUAUCCUCGACCAACUAUGGUUUGGGAACCAGAAAAUGACCGGGCACGUACUGAACAAUCGGAUACAUUUGUUGCUUUAUCUAUAUCACGAGCACGCGCAAAUGAAGGUGGAAAUUAUAAAUUAAUCUUAAAGAAUGUUGCUGGUACAGCCGAAGCAUCAUUUGAUGUACAAAUUCAAAAUGUUCCACAACCCGUACGUAAUCUUAAAAUUGAUAAUAUACAAGGUGAUUCAGCACAUGUAACAUGGGAAGAACCAUUAGAUGAUGGUGGUUUACCAAUAACUUCCUAUUAUGUUGAAUAUCGUGAUAUACGUCGUGGACAAUAUAUUAAAAGUGAACGUCUUACAGGUCAAACAUUAGAAUAUGAUCUUAGUCGUUUAACAAAAGGUUCAAAAUAUACUGUAAGAGUUUUAGCAGAAAAUAAAAUCGGUCAAUCAGAGCCAACAGAAAUAAGUGAACCAUUUAUUGCCAAAAAUCCAUUUGAUGUACCAGGUGCACCACGAGAACUUAAAGUAACUGGUGUAACAAGAUCAUCAUGCCAAUUACAAUGGUUACCACCUAAUAGUGAUGGUGGAGCACCCAUUCAAGGAUAUAUUAUUGAAAGACAAACAGAAAAACGUUGGGUUAAAGCGAUACCAACAUUAGUUGAAGGAACAACUGCACAAUUAAUUGAUUUAAUUGAAGGAGAUAUUUAUGAUUUCCGAGUUGCUGCUGUCAAUGAAGAAGGUCAAGGUCCAUAUAGUCGUCCAAGUGAAUCAGUGACUAUUAAAGAUCCAUAUGAUGUACCAACACAACCUGGACCUAUUGAUGUUAAUGAAUUAACUGAUACAUCAUGUACACUUUCAUGGAAACCACCUAUUCGUGAUAAUGGUAGUCCAAUUAUUGAAUAUAUACUUGAACAACGUUUUAAAUCUGAUCCAUCAUUUACACGUGUAGAAACAACAAUACCUAUUACUGAAUGUUAUCAUAAACUCAGUGAUUUAUUAACAAAUGGUGAAUAUGAAUUUCGUGUAGCUGCACGUAAUCAAGCUGGUUUAAGUGCAUAUUCUCAAACAGAUCGAUCUGUAUAUAUUCGAACUCCACGACAAGGUAUUGCACCACAUAUUGAAAAAUUCCCCAAUCAAACAAUAACUGCUGGUAGUCAAGGACGUAUUGAAGCAACUAUUACUGGUUCACCUGAACCAGAAAUAAUUUGGUAUCGAGGUGGUCGAAAACUUCCUCUAACAACUGGCCGUUAUACUUCAUCACUUGCCGAAGGUAUUCUUAUUCUUUAUAUCAAAGAAGUACAAGAAAAUGAUGCUGGAAAAUAUACAUUAGAAAUUCAAAAUGAUUAUGGUAGUGAUAGUAAAGAAAUUCAAUUAACUGUUUUAGCAGCACCUAAAAUUGACUAUGACUCAAAAUAUCGAAAACAAAUUAUUGUUGGACUUAAUUCAUCUAUACGUAUACCAUUCACAUUUUCUGGUUCACCUGAACCAGAAUUAACAAUUAGUCGAACAGAUGAAUCACAAGAAAAUCAUGCAACACUUGAUUUAUUUGAAAAUAGUGGUACAUUAUUAUUACGUCAAGCAACACGUAAAGAUACAGGUUUAUAUCGUAUACAAGCAACAAAUGAAUGUGGUACAAUCAAUGUACGUUUUGAUGUACUUGUUCAAACUGUUCCAUCACCACCUGGUGGACCAUUACAAGUAACUGCUAGUGGAAAAGAUUAUGCUAGUCUUGCAUGGCAUACAUGUCCAGAUGAUGGUGGAAGUGAAUUAGUAUCAUAUAUUAUUGAAAAACGUGAAGAAAAUAAAUCCAUGUGGACAAAAGUUGCGUCAACACGUCCAACAAAUACAACAUAUACAUGUAACGGUUUACUUGAUCAAACAAGUUAUUUAUUUAGAAUAUUUGCAGAAAAUGAUAUAGGUAUAAGUGAACCAUUAGAAUUAGAACAUACUGUUACAGCUAAAUUACCAUUUGAACGUCCUGGUCCACCUAAUGGUCCAAUUAAAGUCGAUGCAAUAAAUCAAACUGGUUGUACAUUAACAUGGUUACCAGCAACUGAAGAUGGUGGUACAAAAAUAACAUGUUAUAUUAUUGAAGGUAAAGAAGUUAAUCGACAUUCAUGGACACAAUUAGAAAGUGUUUCUGGUAAUGAAACAACAGUUGAUAUAAGAAAUUUGAAAGAAGAUACAACAUAUGUAUUUCGUAUUAUGUCAAAAAAUAUUGUUGGUCUUUCACAACCACUUGAUAGUGAAGAUGUAAUAUUAAAACGACCAAAAACAGUUCCACAUGCGCCUGUACCAUUCUUUGUUAGUGAUAUUGAUAUUAGUAGUUGUACAUUAGAAUGGGAAAUACCAAAAUUUACAGGUGGAGAAAAUAUGCAAAUUAAAAAUUUUCUUAUUGAACAACGUAUUGGUGAUAAAGAAUCAACACCAUGGAAAGCUGUUGCUGAACCUGAUCCAUAUGUAACAAGUGCUUCGAUUGGACAUUUGAAAGAAGAAAAAGAAUAUUAUUUCCGUAUUAAAGCUGUUAAUGAACUAGGAGAAUCAAAACCAACAGAAUUAACAAGACCAGUUAUUCCACGUCAAAAGAGUGCUGUUCCAUCAGCACCUAUUGGUCCUAUAAGUGCUUUAAUGAUAACACGUGAUUCAAUAACUAUUAGUUGGGGACCAUGUAAGGAUGAUGGUGGAGCCGAACUUAUUGGUUAUGUUGUUGAAAAACGUGAUGCAACAAGAACAGUUUGGCAACGUGUUGGAUAUAAUGAUCCAAGUACAUUUACAUAUGCAGCAAAAGAAUUAAUUGAAGAUGUUGCAUAUCAUUUUCGUGUAUUUGCUGAGAAUUCAGUUGGAAUGUCACCACCAUUAACAACAGUUGAUCCAAUUGUUGCUAAGAGUCCAUAUACACGUCCAGAUAAACCUGAAGGACCAUUAUUAACAAAGAUUGUUUCAUCAAAUUCAAUUGAAUGUUCAUGGCAACCACCAUUGCAUGAUGGUGGUACAACAUUAACUGGUUAUUCAAUUCAAAGACGUGAUAUAUCAAGACCCAUUUGGGUUACAGCUGGACAUGUAUCUGGUGAUAUAUGUCGUUUUACAAUAAAAGAUUUACCUGAAGAAGGUUCUUAUGUAAUUCAAAUCUUUUCAGAAAAUUCUGAAGGACAAUCAUUAGAACCAUUGGCAUUAGAACAACCUGUCAAAUUAUCACGUAAAAUUGAUGUACCUGAACCACCAGCUAAACUUGAUGUUAUAGCUAAAAGUGAUUCAUCUAUAACAUUACAAUGGGAAUCGUCACGUAACGAUGGUGGUAGUCCAUUAACAGAAUAUCUAUUAGAAAUGCGUGAAAAGAAAGGUAAAAAUACUGAAUGGGUACAAGUACAAAUUUUACCACCCAUCGCAACAAGUUUUCGAGUAACAAAACUCGAUGAAAAUCUCUAUUAUAAUUUCCGUAUUAAAUCAGCAAAUGCUAUUGGAUAUAGUGAACCAAAAUCAUUGGAAAAAGCUGUAAAACCACAAAAACAAAGUGAACCUCCAUCUAUGCCUGGUAAGCCAUUAGUAACGACAAAUCAUGAUCCAACAUCCAUAGCUAUAUCAUGGAAACCAUCAUUAUCAAGUGGUUCAAGUGAUCUUGCAGGAUAUAUUAUUGAACGUCGUGAUGCACUUAAAGCACAUUGGAUUCCAGUAAAGAAAGUUUCAACAAGUCAGUUCAAUCUUGUUAUCUCAGAAUUAACUGAAGGUUCAAGUUAUUAUUUCCGUGUAUGUGCAUUGAAUGAAGAUGAUCUUCAAAGUGAAUGGCUUGAAUUAGAUACAGCUGUUCUUUGUCGAAAUCCAUAUGAUGUUCCAUCACCACCAAAAAAUCUUGUUGUCAAUGAAAUUAUUGGACAAACAGUACGUAUACAAUGGGAUGCACCUGAAUCUGAUGGUGGUAAACCAAUACGUGCUUAUAUUAUUGAACGACGUGAUACAAACCGAACAACGUGGUUAAAAGAAGGACGUAGUAAAACAACAACAUAUGAGAUUGAAAAUUUACCAUUAAAUGCUCAACAUUUAAUACGUAUUACAGCUGAAAACGAAGAAGGGUUAUCAGCAUCUUGUGAAAUUGAUAGACCUGUACAAAUUGAUGCCAAAGAUAUUUCAUUACCAAAACCACGUGAUGUUGAAAUUGGUAAAGUUAAAGGUCAAUCAAUAACAUUAACAUGGUUACCAGCUACAGGUUCAUUACAAGAUAAAACUGAUACAAUAUCAUCUUAUAUUAUCGAAGCAUGGAAUUCUGAAGAACGUUCAUGGCUUGAAUUAGAUAAAGCUGAUGCAAGUGAAACAACAUAUACACGAACAGAUUUUAAAACAGAUUUAUCUUAUCAAUUUCGUCUUCGAACAUUAACACGUAAUGGUCGACGUUCAUCACCAACACGUGAAACGCAAGUUUUAUCACUUAAACGUACAAUUGAACCACCAGAUACACCAGAAAAUUUAACAAUAACAGAAGAAACUGAUGAUGGUAUAACACUUAAUUGGCGUGAAAGUUCAAAAACUAAACGUUAUAUUAUUGAAAAACGUGAAGCAUCGAAAAAAGUUUGGGUACCAGUUGGUGAAUCAACUGGAACAAGUAUUCGUGUUGAACAUCUUAUGCGUAAUAGUCUAUAUGAAGUACGUGUUUUUGCUGAAAAUGCAUCCGGUGAUCGUUCCAACAAUGCAGGAACAUUAUCAUUUCAAUUUAAAGGACGUCAAGUACCUCCUGGUUUAUGUGAACAAUUGAAAGUUAAACAGCAUAGUCCUACAGCAUGUAUACUUACAUUUUUACCACCUAUUGAUACUGGUAAUGCACCUAUUCGAAAUUAUAUUGUUGAAAAACAAGUAAUGGGUCGUUUAACAUGGCAAACUGUUAAUGAUUCAUUACAAGCAUGUACAUGUCUUGUAACUGAUUUAACACCUGAUACACAAUAUAAAUUACGUGUAGCUGCAUCAAAUGAAUUUGGACAAGGAGAAUUUAUUGAAACAGAAACAAUACAUAUUAAAGAACAAAAUAUUCCACCAUCGAAACCUGUUAAUUUAACUGUAACAGAUAGUACAUAUACAUCUAUUGAUGUUAGUUGGUUAUGUCCACGUGAAUAUGGUUCUAAACCAAUAAAACAUUACGUACUCUAUCGACGUUCAACAAAAUCUGGUUCCGAAUGGAAAUUAAUUCAUCGUUUAAAUCGUACACAACUUUCUUAUACAUUUGAAAAUCUUGAUUCGUCAUUAUCAUAUUAUUUACGUGUUACAGCAGAAUCUGAUGCUGGUGAAUCUGAACCAUGUGAAUUACCAUCAGCUGUAUCACCGAAAAAGAAAGCUAAACCACCUCCAAUAGUUGAUCAUGUUUUUGUUCGUACAAUUGAUGAUGGAAUUAUUAGUAUUCAAUGGAGUGGUUUAGAUUCUGAUGACAGUACACAAUCGGAACAAAAUAUUAAUUUACUUGGAUAUAUUGUUGAAAUGCAUGAUGGUAGAGACUGGGUUGAAGUUGAACGAACAACGAAUGAAACACGUACAUGUACAGUUACACAUUUAAGACAAGAUAUUGAUUAUAAUUUUCGUGUAUCCGGUUAUAAUCGUAUAGGACAAGGUCGUUCAAAAGAAAUUGAUACACCUGUUAAAGCUAAAUCACCAUUUUCGAAACCAGGUCAACCAUUAGGUCCAAUUAAUAUAACAAAUGUAACACGAUCAACAGUUGAUUUAAGUUGGGCACCACCUUCAAAUGUAAAUGAUAUUCCAAUAACACAUUAUUUUGUUGAAAAACUUCGUGAUGGUAUUUGGAUUAAAGUCGGUCGUUUACCACCAACAUCAACAUCGCUAAAAGUUUUUAAUUUAAUUGAAAAUAAAGAUGUAUUAUUUCGUGUAUCAGCUGAAAAUCGUUUUGGUGUUAGUGAAUCAUUAUUAUCAUCAGUUAUUAAACCUAGUCGAUUAUUAGAAACGAAAGCAACAGCAAAUCUUGAAUCAACAGCUGCUAGUUAUUUUGAAAAGAAUUUAGAUCAUAAUGAUUUUAAUUUUGUUUUAUAUAAUGAUAGUCCACCAUCAACAACAUUUGAUGCAUUAAAAUUUGGUGAUGAUAUUGAAGAAUAUAUUAAAAGUGUUUGGUAG
Adineta steineri is the source of this 16554-nucleotide messenger RNA. Lineage: Eukaryota; Metazoa; Rotifera; Eurotatoria; Adinetida; Adinetidae. The record is from the annotation of a GenBank genome assembly.